Ruditapes philippinarum (Manila clam) is the source of this 533-nucleotide messenger RNA. RefSeq names its product DNA-directed RNA polymerase II subunit RPB1-like. The coding region runs from base 131 to 499 and encodes 122 amino acids. The record is from RefSeq and is a predicted model, not a curated record. Lineage: Eukaryota; Metazoa; Mollusca; Bivalvia; Venerida; Veneridae. Gene Ontology annotation, biological process: DNA-templated transcription. The transcript has 4 exons. Gene Ontology annotation, molecular function: DNA binding; DNA-directed RNA polymerase activity. Gene Ontology annotation, cellular component: RNA polymerase I complex.
AAUUAGUGUACCCAGCUCGAUGAAAAGCAGUUUUCACGAGUAAUAUAUUUCUCAGUUCACAACACAUGUCGAAAAUGUAAACAAAAAUGUGAUUUUUGUUAAUUCAAGACCACAGUUUAUGUUGUAGAAAAUGGAGCUAAAGACAUACGAUUUAAAUCCUCAGUUUUCAAUCAAUGGAUUGAAAUUCCGUUUUUACUCUGCAGCAGAAAUCAUUGCAUUGAGUGUGAAGGAAAUUACGAAUGUUGAAACAUUUGAUAAUCUUGGCCAUGCCAAUGUUGGUGGACUGUAUGACCCAGCACUUGGUAGUAGUGAAAAGUUUGAUUCGUGUUCCACUUGUGGGCUCGUCAGUCAGAACUGUCCUGGACAUAUGGGGCAUAUAAAACUGGCCAUACCAUUGUUUAACACAGUCAUUUUCCCUACUUUAUACCAUCUUUUGAAGGCGGUGUGUUUCAAGUGUAACAGACUAUGUGUGGAACAAGACAGCGAGAGUUAUUUUUAGCACAGUGUAAGUUACUGGAUGAAGGUCUGGUAGC